Danio rerio (zebrafish) is the source of this 1500-nucleotide messenger RNA. RefSeq names its product zgc:123297. Gene Ontology annotation, biological process: regulation of leukocyte cell-cell adhesion; signal transduction; regulation of T cell activation. NCBI's taxonomy places the organism in Eukaryota, Metazoa, Chordata, Actinopteri, Cypriniformes, Danionidae. Gene Ontology annotation, cellular component: membrane. The record is from RefSeq and is marked validated.
GAAAUGAUUUCAGUCUCUUUUGAACAUCUUAUAUAUGCACACUCCUAAAUAAGCGUCAGUGUUGAGUUGAAGGCAAGAAAUAUUGGCUGUAAGAAGUUUAAAUAAAAAGUACCUGUGCUCUUUAAACAUGAAGUUUAUUUGUUUGCUGCUGCUAACUGCUUGUGGAAUUAAAGAUUCAAGAUCAGAGCAGUAUGAUGUCAUUGGAGCUGCAGUAGCUGUAUUUGCUUCAGUCGGAGAUGACGUGAUUCUGCCCUGUUCAGUCAAACCCAACAUCAGUGUUGUGGACAUGAUAGUGGAGUGGCGGAGAUCUGAUCUGAAAGACUCUCUGGUGCAUCUGUAUGAGGAUCAUGAAGACAGAGAAACAGAGCAGAACGAGUCCUACAGAGGGAGAACACAGCUGAUUCAUCCAGAGCUUCAGAGAGGAAACGCAUCCCUCAGACUUUCAUCAGUCAAAGUGUCUGAUGAAGGACGUUAUAAGUGUAUUAUUGGGUCUGAAUCCUCGAAGCAUGAAGCCACAGUCGAUCUUACAGUUGAAGCUUUAGGAUGGGCUCCGGUGAUCACCAUAGAUGGAUUUAAUCCUUCAGGAGGGCUUCAUCUUCAGUGUGAAUCUGAAGGUUGGUAUCCUGAACCGCAUCUGGAGUGGCUGGAUCAUGAAGGAGUCAGUUUGAGGCCAGAAACUACAGAGACGCACCAGAAAGCGGGCAUGUUCAGCAUCAAACACACAAUCAUUGUUUAUCACAGCGACGACAAGAUUCACUGCAGAGUGAAACUGAAGCAUCACAUGCUGGAAGCACAGAUCAUCACCUCACGUGAAGUGUUUAAAAUAUGGAGGACAACAGCCGUCCUGAUUUCAGUUAUAGUUGUGUUCAGUGGUUUUGCUGCAAUGAUGUUUGCUGUGCUUCUGCAUAAAUACAGAGAAAACAGUCAACUAAAGAUUGAGAAUAAGAGACUAAAACAAGAACUUGAUCAACUUUUACAAAGUCAGAAGACACCAGAAGUGACUCUUGAUGCUGGGGAUUCAGGUAAAACAUGUCACACUGGACCUGAAGAUAAAGAAAUUCUUGUUGACAACGCAGAUCCAUAAAAAGAUAAAAAUGAAGACAAAUCGCAAAAUGACAAAUCUGAUGACGGAUGAAUUUAUAAGGGAGGUCUGUUUGGCAGGAUGUAUUUUCCCCCCAGUGUAGGAAAAAGACAACUGUAAUAGUUUAUUCCUGUAUUAUUUGUUGUGUGUGUGUGUGUGUGUGUGUGUGUGUGUGUGUGUGUGUGUGUGUGUGUGUGUGUGUGUGUGUGUGUGUGUGUGUGUGUGUGUGUGUGUGUGUGUGUGUGUGUUUUAAAUAUAUAUGUUGAAGUCAGAAUUAUUGUCCUCCUUUGAUUUUGUUUCUUUUUUUUUUUUUUUAACUAUUUCCCAAAUGAUGUUUAACAGAACAAGGAAAUUUUCACAGUCUUGUGGAGAGAGUCUUAUUUGUUUUAUUUCAGCUAGAAUAAAAGCAGUAAAAAAAA